AGAGAGAGAGAGAGAGAGAGAGAGAGAGAGAGAGAGAGAGGAAGAACAGAGCUCAACCACUCUCAAAUCUCAAUUUCGAAGCUAAAACCCUAACGUCUUUUGGCUUGAAUUCCUCCCUAUUUCUCUCCGUCGUUGAUUUUUUUUUGCAUUUUUUUCUCUCUCGCUCGCUGUUCUUCGCAUUGUUCAUUAGAUCAGAGGAAAAGAGAAGAGAAAAAAAAAAUCUCGCUCGUCCUCGUCUUUCUCUCUCAUUUUCCGGGAAAAGUUUUCGGAUCUUCGCGAGCUUUAUAAUCAUGGUGUUUUGGGUAUUUGGAUAUGGCUCACUGGUGUGGAACCCAGGAUUUGAAUUUGAUGAGAAAAUUGUAGGUUACAUCAAGGAUUAUAAGCGCGUAUUCGACCUCGCAUGCAUUGAUCACAGAGGCACGCCAGAAAAUCCUGCUAGAACUCUCACGUUGGAACAGGAAGAAGGAGCUAUUUGUUGGGGAGCAGCUUUCUGUGUGCGGGGGAGUCCUGAAAGGGAACGAGCAGCAAUGGAGUAUUUGGAGCAGAGAGAGUGUGAAUAUGAUCAAAAGACAUUGGUUAACUUCUACAAGGAAGUGGACUCUCUUGAGCCAGCGCUUACAGGAGUAAUUGUUUUCACGUCGACUCCCGACAAAGAAGUGAACAAAUACUACCUCGGUCCAGCUCCAUUAGAGGACAUGGCUAGACAAAUUGCAACUGCUUCUGGGCCUUGUGGAAACAAUAGAGAUUAUAUUUUCAUGUUAGAGAAGGCAUUGUUUGACAUAGGUCACGAGGAGGAAAUGGUGAUCGAGCUCGCGAACGAGGUGAGAAAGGUCGUCGAUCUCCUCAAGAAUGGAAUCUCGAUGGACAACAAGCUGCUCGGAGCAGCGCCCCACGUAGUAGUACUCAACCCGCACUUACCGUCCUUAGAACUGCAACCACUUCCAGAAGCCAUAGCCACAGAUUCGUGAUUCCUAAAUCUCACAAACCAGGCAAACCAGAGACUUUGUAGUGUGAUGGUUAACAACAGUUCAGUUACUACCAUUUGACCUGUACUUGUACUUCUAGGAAUAAACUUUGCAAUUUGUUACCGUUUUGGGUUAGUUCUGUAUGUUUCACGGCCUUGAACUUUGGACAUUAUAAUCAAGUUCUAAGUUUAUUUGAAUGAACCAUAACUGCUGCAAACA
Messenger RNA from Cucurbita moschata (crookneck pumpkin), 1184 nucleotides. RefSeq names its product gamma-glutamylcyclotransferase 2-1-like. Gene Ontology annotation, molecular function: glutathione specific gamma-glutamylcyclotransferase activity; gamma-glutamylcyclotransferase activity. The record is from RefSeq and is a predicted model, not a curated record. The coding region runs from base 291 to 968 and encodes 225 amino acids. The transcript is spliced from 9 exons. Gene Ontology annotation, cellular component: cytoplasm. Gene Ontology annotation, biological process: glutathione catabolic process. NCBI's taxonomy places the organism in Eukaryota, Viridiplantae, Streptophyta, Magnoliopsida, Cucurbitales, Cucurbitaceae.